This is a messenger RNA of Darwinula stevensoni, 3029 nucleotides long. The record is from the annotation of a GenBank genome assembly. NCBI's taxonomy places the organism in Eukaryota, Metazoa, Arthropoda, Ostracoda, Podocopida, Darwinulidae.
AUGAAGGGAAGCGAGAUUCUUCGGGAGCUUCAAGCGACUUACGACGAACAUGCUCCAGGCAAGACGAUGGUCAACAAAUGGAUUUCGCGAUUUGAAAGUGGAAAUUUCAGCGUCCACGACGAUCCACGUGAGGGACGCCCCCGAAGCUCAACGGACGACCAAAAUGUGGCGGCAGUGAAGGCGGCGAUAGACAACGAUGGCAGAAUCACCCAAGAAAAGCUCGGGGCAAUGCUGAAAAUCGGCCAGGAAGCUGUCUCAAGGAUCCUGAAUCGCCUUGGUUACACCAAGAAGUCUGCAAGAUGGAAAAUUACCACUGGAGAUGAAGCCUGGUUCUACAAAAGUGAACCAGAGACCAAGAAACAGUCCAGGGUGUGGUCUGCGAAAGGGGCGGUGCCCCCCAUCAAAGCCAUCCGCCAGAAGACCGCCACCAAGACCAUGUUCGCCAUCUUCUUCAACUUCGACGGAAUCGUGGCGUCCGUUCCACUCGAAAAAGGACAAACGAUGACAUCUGCAGUGUACACGACGAAGUGCCUGCCCGAAGUUCUCAAAAACAUCCGCAGAGGUCGCCCCAAGAUUCCAGGGAAGAGAAACAAAGAUCCGCUGAGUGGGAUGAUGUCGGCGCCCCCAGGUGCAAUGGAUGAAGACGUCACUGGAGUCCGACAACAGAAGAUCAACAAACAGCGUCAAUUGCUGGAAGCGAAGCAGAAGCAGAAGAGAAGGAUCGACAAUCCACUUCAGGUGAAUGCGGAGUCGGAUGGGUUGCCGACGGUGCAAGUGUUGCCUGUCUUAGGACCGAGGAGCGAUGAAGUGAGCGAUGAAGAUCUCCAUGAUCCUCAUUCAUCCAACAACUACCUCCCUGGAGAGGAGAUGAAGCAACUGAAUCUGGGUCGGGCUUUCGGAUCAAUGGAACCGGAGGACGAAGACGAAGAGUCCACUCCAUUAGAGAGUGAACCUGGAAGGUUUGGAUAUAAUGAAGAAUCCAAGAUGUCCAAUCCGAGGAAUCCCCCUCCGUCUCAGCCACGAACUCUCGCAGAAUUCGUCAAUGGACAUCGGAAUAUCAGCAACGGCGCCAAUCACGAAUCCAAUCACGCCCCACCGGGUAUGAGUGCUGGAGGGAGCCGAGAGACGACGACGCGGUUCACGGGUGAUGCCAUACCGGAGAUGCCAUCGAAUCUGGAGGAAUUCAUCAUGUGCCCUGCGCCCGAGAAUGUGCUCAUCAAAUGUCGAAUCACCCGAGACAGGAAAGGCAUGGACAGAGGAAUCUAUCCCACUUAUUUUCUUCACUUAGAGAGAGACGACGGCAGGAAGGCGAGUAUGUUCCUGCUCGCGGGGAGGAAGAGGAAGAAGAGCACGACGAGCAAUUAUUUGAUCUCUAUCGACCCGACGGACUUAUCUCGAGGAGGGGAUGCAUACAUAGGGAAAUUGCGAUCGAAUCUUUUGGGGACUCAUUUCACCCUGUUUGACCAAGGGGAAUCGCCAAGCAAGCCUGGGAUCCCUUCUGAAAGGCUCCGACUCGAACUCAUCGCUGUGAUAUAUGAGACAAACGUGUUGGGGUUCAAGGGGCCUCGGAAGAUGACUGUGAUAAUGCCUGGCAUGACAGGGGAUAAGAAACAUGUCGCCAUCAGACCUAAUUCUGACAGGGAUGGCAUCAUCGACAUGUACAAGAUGCAGAACAUGGAACAAAUCAUUGUCCUGCACAACAAAAGCCCAGUGUGGAAUGAGGAAUCUCAGUCUUACGUCCUUAAUUUCCAUGGCAGAGUCACUCAAGCUUCAGUCAAGAAUUUUCAGAUCGUCCACGACAGUGACACUGAAUACGUAGUUAUGCAGUUUGGAAGGGUGUCAGAGGAUGUCUUCACUAUGGACUUCCGUUACCCCAUGUGUGCACUUCAGGCAUUUGCUGUUGCCCUCAGCAGCUUCGAUGGGAAGAUCGCCUGUGAAUGACACGCAGGGAAUCUCUCAUCACAUACUAUCCGUCCUCCCGACCUUUUUGUUCUAUAUCAUGAUCUGAGGAAAGAGUCUCACACAUCCAUAUCAUCUUAUGUACCAGGGCUUCAUGAGGAAACUCACAACCAACUGCGUCCCAGACUGCACAAGGACAUCAAGUAAAUGUUGAUGGUGUUCAGAAAGCAAGAUAAGUGUACUAGAUGUCAGUCAUUUCUUUCUGCCAGGAAGUGGGACAAAAACCUAUCACUGAGGUAAUACCAAGGAUGUAGGAUUCCAUAAUGUCAACUUGAAUUGAGAUCGCAAUGGGCGAAACUUGAGGCAGAGGAUUUUAAAAGUCCUGGGGUUUUACAAGUCUCCUCUAAGUACAUUCAACAUUUUAUAAUGUGGGUAUUGCCUACAUUAUGGUUUCCUUUUCUUAAUAAUGAAAAUAACACUCGGACUGUAAUAUUUUUGCAAUAAAAAAGGUAGACUGCAAUGUUUUAUGUUCCAACAGGAAAGAAUGAGAACUAUGGUAUUUUGUGAUAAAGAAACAAGUCACCUAACAUGAAGAUGUUACCUAGUUCAGGUGGCAAUUUUUACCAAGGCUUUUCAAACAGUUCUCUAAGCUGCAUAAUGCACUAUGAUGCAAUGUCAUCUAGUGGUCUAUUUAGUAGAUGUUUCAUUGAUGCGGUGUGCAGACUGGGUCAUCAUCACCACAAAUACUUCUUUCCUUUCUCUGACAAUCUAAAAAUUAAAAAGGCAACAUCCUCAGUGCGAUAAUUUUGAAUGCCAGGAACAUUGUAUGGCAUAUCAAACCCUGUGUAUGUGUGCGCAUGUGCAAGCAUGAAUUUCCUCCCUCUCAUAUGCACAGAAGUGUAUGAAAGUGUGUUAGUGACAGGAAAAAAGGACACACUCCCAUUUGUAGGCUAUGCACAAACCAACAAGCAACCAGCAAGAUGCACACUGGUCUACUUGUAUUUGAGUUCUUAAAUCUAGUCCAAGGGGGAAACAUUGAUGUGAUCUCAUGAUUGCUUUUCAUCCUGUUCCCCAUCACUGGCUUGUUUCAUGACAUGACCUUCACAUUCUCCCUGUGAUUAUCAAUGGAC